Messenger RNA from Melozone crissalis (California towhee), 1038 nucleotides. RefSeq names its product protein Wnt-11b-like. The transcript has 5 exons. The record is from RefSeq and is a predicted model, not a curated record. NCBI's taxonomy places the organism in Eukaryota, Metazoa, Chordata, Aves, Passeriformes, Passerellidae. Gene Ontology annotation, cellular component: extracellular region. Gene Ontology annotation, biological process: multicellular organism development; cell fate commitment; canonical Wnt signaling pathway. Gene Ontology annotation, molecular function: frizzled binding; cytokine activity. Bases 1 to 1038 code for a protein of 345 amino acids.
AUGGGCCGCCCCGCCGCCGCUGCCACCGCGCUGCUGUGCCAGCUGGGGCUCUCCGCAGCCAUCCAGUGGCUCGGGCUGGCGGGCAGCGGGGUGGCCUGGAACGAGAGCCAGCACUGCCGGCUGCUGGUGCCCGAGCAGCUGCAGCUGUGCCGCCGGCACCUGGAGGCGAUGCCCAGCGUUGUCCGGGCCGCCCGCCGGACGCAGCAGCUGUGCCAGCAGAGCUUUGCCGACAUGCGCUGGAACUGCUCCUCCAUCCAGCGUGCCCCCAGCUUCGGGCCGGACCUGCUCACAGGAACGCGGGAAGCCGCCUUCGUGCACGCCCUGGCAGCGGCGGCCGUGGCGCAGAGCAUCGCCCGCUCCUGCGCCUCCGGGGAGCUCCCGCGCUGCUCCUGCGGCCCCGCGCCCGCCGAGCCCCCCGCGCCCGCCUCCCGCUGGGGCGGCUGCGGCGACAACCUGAGCCACGGGCUGCAGCUCGGCGCCGCCUUCACCGACGGCUCCGCCAGAGCCGGCGCCGCCACCGCGCCCGGGCUCCGCGCCAUGAACCGGCACAACGGAGCCGUGGGACGGGCGGUGCUCAGUGACUCCCUGGAUACCAGGUGUAAAUGCCACGGGGUUUCAGGCUCCUGCUCAGUGAAGACCUGCUGGAAAGGGCUGCCAGACCUGGGUGAAAUCGCCUCUGACCUCAAAUCCAGGUACCUGGCAGCCCUCAAGGUGACCCAUCGGCUCGUGGGGCCCAGGAAGCAGCUGAUCCCCAAGGAAGGGGAUGCCAGGCCAGUGACAGAGAUGGAUCUGGUUUAUCUCAUCAGCUCUCCUGACUACUGCACCCCAAACCCCCAGCUGGGUUCUCUGGGGACACAGGACAGGCCGUGCAACAGGAGCUCAGUGGGCAGUGACAGCUGUGACCUGCUGUGCUGUGGCCGUGGCUACAACACCUACACGGAGGAGGUGCAGGAGCGCUGCCACUGCCGCUACCGCUGGUGCUGCUCCGUGGUGUGCCGGCGCUGCCGCCGCAGCCUGGACAGACACGUCUGCAAGUGA